AUGAGCAAGUACACCACCGUACACAACGUCCCCGGCCACAGCUUGUCCAGGCGCAAGGACCGCACCGUCAACGUCCAGAGACAUCUCGCCUCGUUUGAACUCCCCGGUCUCUUUCUUGCUGAUGAGACACCCAAUCUCCCCUUGGACGGGCGAAAGGCGCAUAGAAACCAUCUCCAGACCUUUUAUGACGGUUCCCGACGUCUGCAGACUAUACUGAGACUCAAGCAGGCUCUUAUUCACCUUAUGAUUAUUGAUUAUGUAGAUGAACGCUCUAAUGCACACAACGUACGGAUGGUCCUUCCAUCCCAAGACGUCUCGCUCCCGAACCCCGUUUCCUCCGUCUUGGACGUAUCGAAAUACGUCGAACAGCACGUCCUCAAGACGUCUGAAGCCGCCCUUCGUGUGACCAAUCCCCAAUUCGCAGACUAUGGGUGGUCAUGUAUCACCAAUCCCAAAGAAAUAGACGCAGAAUUGAUGUGCAUUCACGCGCUACAUAACUCAAACUCCCAGUCGCCGCCAAAAAUGCUCCUCUUUACCCAAUCUCCUUGGGUGCUCAGCGAGCGUGACUUUGUCAACUUUGUGCGAAGCAAGAGUAUGCCGCAAACACCACGUCAGCUGACUGGAAAGGAGAGGCUAUGGGCCAAGAUUUACGACGAAUGUACAGCACGCAAGUGUCGCUGGUUUGCCGUUACAUCAUAUUUCCAGUGGACAUUUGGCUACCAAGCGGCGUUCAUCAUGCUCGACGUACCCACCAUGAAACCAUGGAUACCCGCAGUCACACCACUACAGGCUCUCCACUACUGGAUCGCCUCUAGUCUCCAACUACCACACUCGUUCGUCCCCGACCGGGUGAUGGAAACGCCACACGUCCUGAGCACACCAUCCAUCUCUUCCAACCGCAGCAGCAAAGUACGUCAAGUAUUCCAAAACUCAGACUCGGAAGCAACCUCGGACGACUCGGACGCGGACAACAUGACGACCUACUCCAGGUUCCGUCCAGCGGAAGAAUCCGUCGUGACAGGUCUUGACCUCUCGUCUGAACCCAUUGUGAAUCCAAAUCCAAAUGCACCAGCGAUGGAUUUCAAUGUCAAGCCCCGCGCAAACACGACACGGAGCGCAAAACUAGAUUUGCCUACUCCAGGCGACCAAUUCACUAAAGAGGCACUCCUCCCACCGCGCUUAACGACAAUGACCCGAUUCUCAACGGCAAAUGAACCUAGUUCUGCCUUGGCGCGUCACCGCGAGAUUGCGGCGGCACGAGAGGAAAUGCAGGCCAAUCGACGACGUCUUGCGACACUCGAUUGGUUGGAUGAAGAAGAGUGGGGCGCGCAGUAUGGAGGUCCUGAUGUCGCAUAUGGUUAUCAGCCCAUGAAGGGCUUGGGUAUGGCUGGGAACGAUGACCUUGACGAGCCGCCCAGUCCUACUAGCAGUGACGGCUCGUGCUCGUCCUUGUUUGUCGUUGGAAGUCGACCAGAAGGCGGAAAGUCGUUGUUUGCCUUGGCUCCCAAACAGACCACUCGACAAUUCAACGUCUGA
Molecule: messenger RNA, 1536 nt
Organism: Serendipita indica DSM 11827
Lineage: Eukaryota; Fungi; Basidiomycota; Agaricomycetes; Sebacinales; Serendipitaceae
Source: the annotation of a GenBank genome assembly